UUAUUUUCUGUGUACCUAUAUUUUCAGUGUGGGUUACUGACGUGUAAAACGAAGUGGUCGGCUUUCUAGCAGGAUUUUAUAAAAUGGCACUUCUUCGUUGCUUCUCCUGCCUUGCGAAGGAAAAUGAUGAAAUUAUUUUAGAACUAGAUUUUAGCAAUAAUGCGCUAACCGAUAUCUUCCCUAAUAUUUGGCAGCAUGAGAGAACAUUAGAAGAACUCUAUUUGAGUUCGGCACACAUAAAAAGCCUUCCGCCUGAACUUUUUUAUUGUCAGAAUCUACGUGUUUUGGUAGUGAAUAACAAUAAUUUAGAAUCAAUUCCGAAUGCUAUUUCUGCACUACGGCAGUUACAAACACUAAAUUUAAGUCGAAAUUCAAUUUCCACUGUCCCGGACAAUAUGAAAUCGUGUAAAAACUUAACGCAUUUAGAUUUGAGCUGUAAUAAUUUAAGGCGCCUUCCUAACGCGUUAAGCAGCCUUAUUACCCUAAAAGAAUUAUUUUUAAACGAAACGUAUUUGGAAUUUUUGCCAGCAAAUUUUGGUCGUUUGAUUAAUUUGGAAGUCCUUGAGUUACGGCUAAACAACCUUAUCACAUUACCAAGGUCUAUGGCGCGUCUGACAAAUCUUUUGCGACUUGAUAUAGGAUAUAACGAGUUUACUGAUCUGCCGGAAGUAGUUGGUGAAUUGAAACAACUGCGUGAACUGUGGAUAGAUUUUAACCAAAUUAAUCGAGUUUCGGCUAGUGUUGGCAAAUUGCGUGAUCUUUUACAUUUCGAUGGCGCUGGCAAUAACAUUAGUAUACUUCCAAUGGACAUGUGUAAUUGGCGGAACAUUGAGAUGUUGUCCUUGUGCGGAAAUAAUUUAAGUAGAUUUCCAUUUAGUCUUGGCUCGUUGAAGUCUCUAGUUACAUUGAAAUGCGAAUCGAACAAUGUGCGACAAUUACCUGAUAGCAUUUCUAAUUUGGAACAUAUUGAAGAGCUGGAACUCAGUCACAACAAUCUUACCUGUUUACCAACUACAAUAGGAAUGUUGCGGAAGUUACGUUACCUCUUUGUCGAUGACAAUGACCUUAUUUCUUUACCAGAUGAAAUAUGCAGCUGCAGCGAAUUAAGGAUUUUGAGCAUAAGCAGAAACAAGAUAUCCGAGUUGUCAAAAAGUACCGGCCGACUUACUAAUCUUAGAGUUCUUAAUAUAGUAAAUAAUCGAAUAUCCUCACUACCUCUAUCUGUCCUGAACCUAACGAAUUUAACGUCAUUGUGGAUAAGUGAUAACCAGUCACAACCUCUCGUGCCUUUACAAUAUCUGGAUAUCAAUACAAAACUAGAACUAACUUGUUUUAUGCUACCGCAAGUAAGCAAAUGUAUGAGUACAUUCAAUUAUGAAACCCGCUCACCAAGUUUUUCUAAUGAACCUCAUACUUUCAAACGAUCAAUAGAAAAUAUUGAAUAUGAUAAUUCUUACCGACAUGAGUCCCAGGCAAAUAACUCUUAUCCAUUACGUCGAAUCUGUUUUGCAGAAAAGGCAAUUAUUAUGAGUGCUCCACCGAAAGAAGUAUUGCCUCGCAGCUUCGAAAUUGUUAGCGAUACGACGAACAACCAAGAAGCAAACACUAUUCAAAAUAUUAGUGUUUCAAAAAAUAACUUAUCAUAUAAUGAUGUCGGGGAUGGGAGUAUGCGCUUAAUGCGCUCUCCUACACCGUAUCCGAAAGAAUUACGCUUGUUGGCUAAGUAUAUUCGCAACGAUCGAAGACCGUAUGGAUCGGAGCUGUUAAGAGUACAAGAGGCACGCGUGCUUUUUAGUAGUGACAACUGCAAUUCAUAUAGCUUAAUUGAAAAUAUGGGAACAGAUGUACUGAAUAUAGAUGAUUCAUCAGUACUAGCUGACAAUAGUAAUGUAACGAGAAAUCAUCAUCAAAUGGAUCACAAUACCAAUGGCCUUACACAGUUCGAGUCAGUCUCUGAAAGCGAUCCACAAGAAUCUAGUUACUUAACCUCAUUACCAAAUCAGCGUUCACAAUGCCACUUAACUUCUAACUUGGAUGACGUGAGUAAUAACUUAGCAGUCACUCUACUUAAACCUCCUCCAUAUGACAUUGCUCGCAUAUUUACAAGGAAGACUGCUAAGGAUCUGAUAAAUUAUGAAAUAAUACGGUAUCACCAGCAAUUUAUCCAUGAAAACUCCAAUCAUAAUGAAGGAAAAGAAAUUGGACAACAUCCUGAGGAACAAAUACUAAGUAAGCAUAAUUUAAAUAGUCACGACAACCUUGUGAAUCAGUACAGAAAUUUAUAUAACCGCCGAGGAAACCUACAUCAGUUCAAAGACCUUGAAGAAUCUGCUGAGCAGCAAAAUGAGACGGAUAGAAAACUUCACUCACUUUCGUAUCCAUCUACCAGCACUGCACCAAAUGAUUCCAUUCUAACCACUGAAAGUAUUAUUACAAUGGAUAAUAAAAAUAUUAAAUACACGCUUCAAAAACCUCUUUUAAAAAAAAAACCUUGGUUGUUCGGAGUACAUAAAAAUCCAACUGUGAUACAAGUUUCUUUGAAAUGGGAUGAUCACGUUGGUUUUGACAUAGAGGAAUUACCUCAUAAGUUUUGAGGCUUGGAAAUGGAAUACCCAUGAGGCAAAAUACAACAUUUUCGACACUGGCUCGUUUUUGCUUUUUAUCGGGGUCAAAAAACUGCUUAAGCAGCGCGGGACAUUUGCGACGUGUAUGGAGAAGGUGCUAUAGUAGAGUCUACAGCACGUAAACGGUUUGCACAGUUCAAAAAAUGACGGCUUUGUCAUCGAUGGCACGUCCCGCAGCGAAAGGCCUUUUGACUUCGAUGAAGAAGCCGUGAGUUGACGGAAAAAAUGAGCUACGAUCAUAAAACGAUUCUCAAUGGCCUUCAUUUAGUGGGAUUUACCGAAAAAUUGGGAGCCUGGGUGUCUCACAAGCUCAACGGAGAAAACAAAGAAAGUCGCCUUCAAACUGCUUCUCAGCAUCUCGCCCGCUAACGAGCAACGCGCGGUCUUAAAUAGCGCUGUUUAUACCGAAGUGUCACGAGAGAUGAGAAAUUGUGCCUAUACACCAAUAUGAAGAGAAGAAAGAAGUGGGUGGCUCCAAGAGAUACGCGAAAGCCUAGAGUUCAGCCGGAUCUUCCUCCAAAGAAGAAUGGUGGGACUGGGAGGGCAUGGUGUACUGGAAAAUGCUCGAAAAGAAUGCCACACUACGAACUUAUUCCUCAACCCAAAAUGUUUUAUCUUCAAUCGCAGUUUUCAAGUCCUUGGCUAUGUUUAAGUGUAAUCCGUUAGCGAAGAUCCUUCUCGCACGGGAGCCUCAUCAUAAAAAGAAAUUAAUUCCGCUCAACUCGUGGAAAUUUGAUUUUGAAAUCGUUUGUCCUGCCAACAACAAUGAAGUCCAUCCAUUCUCUUAAAAUGGAUUCAUAUUUAAUCGCUGUACAGAACUUUUGACCACCCUUCGCGUCAAAUACUCUUCGCAGUUUAGUUGUUUAUGGCUUAAUGAACGUCACCUAUUUACCGCUAUCCGUUGUGGUAAAUAAAUGAGCAUUUAUCUUUUUAAGAAGAUUAUAAAUUAAAAUAACGCUACUAUUUUAUCUAUUUGUAUAUACAGUCCGGUUCACUUGAUCAUUAUUGAAGUGAAUCAAACUAUUGAAGUGAACCAAAAAAUCAAGCACAGUAUUACCAGAGAAUGUUAAUGCAAUGAGAAGGUGCAAAUGUUACUGUGAGCUUUUUUUAGUACAAUUGAGAUUUGAAAGAUUUGUAAUAAGGUCAUUUAGCACACCGAGUUUAUAGACACCUCACUGACUUUUGCCCACACAAAAAUUAGAAACACCACACAUUUUUCACCUCAACACACAACACAUUUCUCACCUCGACAUUAAACCAAUUAAAUUUUUACUAUUUUCGUAUUUUUGAAAUAAUAAGCGAAUACGUAAAAUUUAUUACAUAAUUUUUUUUUUCAAUUACAUUAAAAAAAAAAACGAUUUAAAAAUAAAAAUUUAUAAAAAAAAGUUUGCGCCGGGAAUUGAACUCGAGUCUAACAUGUGGCGAGGAAAAAUAGGCGGUGCGUUUAUUUCUUCGAAUGCUUAUUUUUUGACCAUUUUGUUACUUUUGAAAUGAUAAGCGGAUUCAUAAAAUGUAUUACAAAUUUUUUUACGAUUACAUUAAAAAAAAAAACGAUUUAAAAAAAAAAAUUUAUAAAAAAAAGUUUGCGCCGGGAAUUGAACUCGAGUCUAACAUGUGGCGAGGAAAAAUAGGCGGUGCGUUUAUUUCUUCGACUGCUUUUUUUUUGUCCAUUUUGUUACUUUUGAAAUGAUAAGCGGAUACAUAAAAUGUAUUAAAAAUUUUUUUACGAUUACAUUAAAAAAAAAAAAAUUUAAAAACGAAAAAAAAAAUUUGUGCCGAGAAUUGAUGGCGAGUCACGUGGGGAGGAUAAAUACGCAGAGCGUUUAUUUCUGCGCCUGUGAACAAAAGGUUUUGUGCAUGCGCGCGACGCGAAUAAAUUUUAAUAAAGUUCUGAAAGUAAUUCAUGAAGUUUUUCAUUACACACAUAUGUACAUAAAUGAACGUAUACUUUAUAUGUAAAUAAAUGAUGGUACAUGAAAUAUACAUAAGUACAUAAUAUGUAUGUACAUGUCAAUAGGAGGUAUUUGCAUUCAGAAAAAAAGAACGGUUUAAGAUAAAUCAACACUUAUUUUAUAUUGUAUGUCAAUUUAUAGUUUAUGUAUUCGACAGCAUUUACAUAUAUUACAUAUGUAUGUAUGUACAUUUGUAUAUGAAAAACAAUAAUGCACAAGCGCAAGAACAUCAUAUCACAUAUGCAAGUAUGCCCAAAUAACCUUGACUUAUGUAUGAACCUCAUGUCAUACCACAUCACAUUCUUACAAGAAAUCAAAUACACAUACGCACUAGUGAACGAGUUUCUUCCUAACAAGUGCAAAAACAAUUCUGCUCUAUGUAUGCAUAUAUACCGAGUUUAUGUCCUAGCAUAUAUACAUACAUACAUAUAUACCUACUUGCCUUCUAAACUUCCUACAAAAUAAUUGUAUUCAUAUGUUACUACAUCCAUGCACGUUCAUACAUUCAAGCAUACAUAUACAUAUGCGCGAGCACAGCGCUCCCUUCUUGCUUCCGUGUACUUUUGUCUUUCACCAGUCGAUAUUCCUAGUAUUGUACUUACAAAAACACAAUACUUUGAUAGACGCAAAAGCAACAGCAAGCACAACGCGAUGGCCGCUUUGCCACCACACAUUCUAAAAUGUUCUAGAACACAACAAAAACACAUACAUACCUCACAUGCGCAUGUCGCCCAAAGCUAAAAUCGAAGCCUAGCGACUACAAAAACAAAAUACAUUCGUAGACGCAGUCGCAGCGGCCAUGAUUCUAUCAGCGACGGCGCUGAACAAUUUAGAACAAAAACAAAAAGUUCAUUCAUAAGUUAGAGCUCAUAUUUCAAUUUCAUUCAUAAAACGAGCCGCCCAUAUGCCAAUUUUCGCGACCAUUCGAAAAUAGUCAAUAUUGGAAUAUUUCGCGUGGAAUUAUUUGCCAAUAUUUGAUAAAUCUUAAAUUUUUGUCAUGUCGAGUGGCCGCGGCUCCGUAUGUAUGUAUGCACCCUUAUAUGUAUGUAAAUAUGUCUUCUAACUGUGCGACAGUCGCGAGUUAAUGCGACUUCCAGCGAAUCAGUUAAAUUUAAGGCAAAUUUAUAUUAUCUCCUUCAAAAUUUGACCCGUCUGAAGCAACACACAUGUGCCAACGUUUAACCCAGUCCUCCAAACACCCCCGGCAGGCCGAUUUGUAUUCUCUUUGAUCAGUGCGAUGGCGCGUUAUCAUCAUGCAAAAUCUGAGAAUUGUUUGCUCACAUUUCCGGGGGUUUCCAACACACAGCAUCUCUCUAAGGUUUCAAAACGGAUAAAUAAUAUUCUCUAUUGACUGUCUGGCCCGAUGGAAGGUACUCAUGGUGGACUAUGCCUUGGCAAUCGAAGGAAACAGUCAACAUCACCUUCCCGGUUCUUUUUGCUCAUAGGGUAUACAUAUCCCAUCUUUUCACUGACGGACAAGAAGACGGUCGCAGUUGCUGUUUUUUAUAUGCAUACAUUUUGCGUUCGUUGAAGGUUUGUAUAUAUUUGUAUACAUAUGCGUGUAUGCGCGUUUGGCUUUCUGGAUGCAUCCAUGGAUAUUAGAAUAUUUUCUCAUCAAUAUGUGUAUGUAAGUAGUUCAGAUUUGACUGAAGAGAUUAAAUAUAGGAAUGCAUAUUCAUAUGAUUCCCUUUAUGGCUGUUUUACAUAUAAAUUAAUUCAAAAGAAGUAUGAAUAAUGUUAUAUAGAAAAUAAAUUUCUAAAUAACAGGUAUUAGAAAAACCUGAAUACACUAUUUUAAAUCAAUUCUAAUUAAAUCAAAUAUAAAAAAUGAAAUAAAAAUAUCGAACAAAAAACUGUGUACAGGAUUUGAACCUGAGUCAAACCUGAGACUAUGUACCGCAUACACAACACGUCUUUCACGAUUGCGUUAAUUUACAAUUACUAAUGAAGUUAUCUAAAUCACUCAUUUAUUCGAUUCGCACUUUUAUAUGCACAUAUUCUGCGUUAGUUGAAAGUUUGUAUACCUAAUUAUAUGCUUAUGCAUCUGUGUAUGCGCGUUUGGCUUUCUGGACGGAUAUUAGAAUGAUAUUUUCUCAUCAAUAUAAUUUGGAUUUGAUGAAAGAGAUUAACAUAUGUAUUAUACAUACUUUCUGUUUUGAUUGAUUUAUAUAAAAAUCAGAUCAUAUCCAGUAUGAACUAUUUUACACCGAAAAGAAAUUUGCAUUUAUGAAAUACAAAAAAAACAGUAUUUUAAAGAAAUUUUAAUUAAAUGUGCAAGAAAAAUAAAAUAUGACUUCAGGACUUGAACCUGAAUUAAAUAUGUGCCAAAAAACAAAACGAAUAAUUCCGCCGACUUUAGCUUCUGCACCACAAACUAACUGCCGCGCAGCCUUCUUAAUCGCAAAUUUAUUCGCUUCGAUUUCCUUAGUAGUGUGACGAAAAAUCUUAUGAACUUCCUCAGUAGUUUGGUAAACGCAGAAAAUAUCUGAAUUACUGUCCUAGCGUGGUAAGUAAAUAUAGAAACCCUCCACUCGCGUCACUCGCGUGGUAAAUAUCUGCAAUUCCCACCUCGUGAGGAAAGUUGAAUUUGAAAUUACCUUAUUAUGAAUCUAUAAAUAAGAACUCGAAGAAAGCUCAUUUAACAUUUGCUCCUUCUCAUUGCAUUAACAUUCUCUGGUAUUACAGCUGUUGAAGUUUUACUGCUGCGAAAUACCGUGAGAUGGUAUAAUGUAAUAUAAUACUUUGAUGCAUGCUUAUUUUCGAGCAAAGUACAAUCUUCACUCGAAUUAUCAGAAACCCUUGUGUUACUAGAUCAAAUACGGUUGCUUAAAUAACCAUAUUCUUCUAUAAAAAUUAUUGCAUCUAAUCAAGUGAACCGGGCUGUAUAUAUGUUACAUAAGUAUAUAUGUAUAUAUACAUUUUUUCAAAUAAGUACUGAAUUGGAGAUGUGUUUAUUAAAAACAAUCAGUCAUAUCUGAAGUAUCAUGUGAUACUGUUAUCCCUUAUUUCUUUUGGACUAUUAUAGGUAGGUAGGUAGGGUGGUUGUCUAAAGACACACUUAGACCUUUCGCAGGUCUUUUAUUAUAUUAUAUUACAUAUUGUAUAUAUUUUUUUCGAAAGUAUCGAUGAAACAAUUUAAAGUUAUGUUUGUUGUCACAGUGACAUUUUACACCAAAAAAAUCCUUUUGCUGUAUUUGCUUUGUUCCAUUCAGUUGUGAGUUACCGGGUGUUAACAAUGGAAGUCAACAAAGAGAAAAUUCGGUACAUGUUACAGUUUUUUUUCGAUAAAUGCGAAAAUGCGAGUCAAGCCGCUGAAAUUGUGAAUUGUGUUUAAGGUACCGAUACUGCAAUAAAUGAAGAAAACGUUGAUAAUGUCGAUAAAAUCACAGAAAUAAUCGAAGUUGACCGGCAUGUUAGUAGUACCUAAGCUUAGGUACCUAAGUUAUUUUGCUUUUCAUAUAACACAAAUAUCUAGUCGUUUUUUUUUUUUUAAUUUAAUUUCCAACCAUGUCAAAUAACAUGAACAGUAUAAUAAUAUGAACAAAUUGCGUAAAGCCCGAUUCGAAGCGCUUCCCGGUCACACAAAGUUCUUGCGAAUAACCUGGCUGCUGGACAUGUUCCAGGGUGGCAAGUGCAGUGUUGAGAUCCUAGAAAGCAUGUCAAGUGUAGAAUGAUAUUAUAUAUACUUAUAGAAUUAAUGCAACGGGUAGCGACAUCUUAACCCUCUAAUGCAUAGAAAAGAUUUUUCGAAGUAAAAUAACGUUUAAAAACUAAACUAAAUGUAGGUCAUGGAACUAUAAUCCAUUAUUAAUUUUGCCUUUAAUACCCGAGUUAGCCUUGUAACACUAAAAAAUUUAUGAAAUACAUUUUUUAUAUACAUUAAAAAUAUUUUUUUACAAUACAUUUCUCUAAUAAUUUUGCUACAUUGUAACACCUCUGUUAAGUAUAUAAGUACCUAAAAUCUUGAAAAUGUAAUGGCUUCUACUUACUUCACUUCUCACGUACAGCCGACAAAGAAGUAGGAAUAAGUAAGAGCUAUACAAAUUUAGAGUGUAUAUUUUUUUUGUAUUUCAUUAAUAAUCUUUGCAUACAUUCCACAACUCCUUUCCGUUACUUUUACACAAAUUCACUUAAUAGUAUUUUGUCGCCUAUUAUUAAGAUGUGGGGUUUUCUUGAUAUAUUUGUGUGCGGUUUUGCUUGAUUCAUAUGGCUUAAGCAGCUCACAACCCCCGGGACUUGCACAAACAUCCUCUGGGUAGAUUCCGAAAAUCCGUUCGAGGGCGAGCUAAUGUAAGAAGGCGAAGCAUUCCAGGAUAUCUGGUUGUGCGCUAGGUUUGGUACCCGCCGCAUGAAAAUCCUUCCCCAAUAAAAACGACAAUGCACGAGUAUUGGAGCAACAUUUCUCGUUCUCUACGUACCGCCGCCGAAGAAGAAAUCGGAUUCUGGCGAGCCCGAAAAUACAGUUGGUACGACGCGGAUUAAGAAGAAUCUGGUGCUGCGGACUACCAUGUUUCGGGCCCUGGCGAAGUCGAUCAGCCCGUGUCCGUUACCGGAUGUUUCGUUGUGCAGGCUGAAUUUUCCGACUGUGG
Molecule: messenger RNA, 9165 nt
Organism: Anastrepha ludens (Mexican fruit fly)
Lineage: Eukaryota; Metazoa; Arthropoda; Insecta; Diptera; Tephritidae
Gene: Lap1
Product: protein lap1
Exons: 6
Coding region: 84-2594 (836 amino acids)
Biological process (GO): neurotransmitter receptor transport, endosome to postsynaptic membrane; neurotransmitter receptor transport postsynaptic membrane to endosome
Cellular component (GO): adherens junction; postsynaptic density; postsynaptic membrane
Molecular function (GO): protein binding
Source: RefSeq, a predicted model, not a curated record